GGGAAAUGUUCCAUCCAGAUGUCUGCUUCCCCAUAUCGACGUUGGUUGUUGAAGCAAGCAUGAGAAAUCCCGUUGCUUGUGUUUCGUGUCGCAGCGCAAAGCAGAAAUGCAUCCACAAUGACGCCCCUCCGUGCGACCGCUGUAAGGCGACUGGCCGCUCCUCGCAAUGUGAAUUCCCUGCGCCAGGGACAAGCGCAAUUCAUCGACGACCAAAACGACCGCGACAGGAGUCCUCGUCCAUCACUACUCCUCCGGGCGCAUCAUCAGCAGUCACUCCCACCCAGCCCCCAGGUUCUGGGCAUCAGGCCAGUGUCUUUCGUAACGACGCGCCGACCGGCACCACAACCUCCCCCACCAAUGCCGUAGCCCACACGCCGAACGCAUCCUCAACGGCAUCUCUGCUCGACGGCCUAGACCCCUUUGAGCUCCUAACCGAUGAGGUCAAGAACAGUUAUCUUCGAUGUUCAUACAAAUGGAGCUUCCAUCAUACUCCAACUUUGCUGUUGCGGAUCCGUGAUAGGACGUUGGAAGAAUGGAUGGCCUGGGCAAUCCUCGCGCUGGCCAUUCGAUUCGUAAAGGAACCUCCGGCACCCUUUAGGAGCCAGAAGGAAGCCAGCGAUGCCUUCGCCGCACAUGCCCGACAGAUCCUCCAGUCUGACCUCGAGACCCCGAGUAUAAGCCGCGUACAAGCGUUGUUGAUGUUGACGGGACAUGAUUGGGGCGCUGGAAAUGGUCGAAGGGCUUGGAUAUACUUGGGGAUGGCCAUAAGACUGGUGGAGGUGAUGGACCUAUGUCGAGAGCCGGAUAUGCCCAAGAAUCGUAAACCCACCCGUGAGGAAUUCAUCGAGGCCGAAGUGCGCCGCCGGACGGCCUGGACUUGUUUCCUCAUGGACUCGCUGCUCAGUGGUGGGAAGGGGCGUAAAAGAUCCCUCACCGCCGCGGAUAUGGCCAUACAAUUGCCCUGUGAAAAAGAGAACUUCGUUUUCGGAGACCCAGUGUGUGUUGAACAUCUGGAUGGAACAUUGAAAAUGCCGUCAAUGACGCAGAAUGUCGGCGAGCUGGGCAUAAUAGCUUACAGCAUGCGUGCUGCAAACAUAUGGGGGCAGGUGGCACGAUGGGCUUGCUCAGAUGUUGUGAACAGAGAACUGCCCUGGUCUCCAACCUCCGAGUUCCAGAAACUCAUCUACAGUCUUGAGCAGUGGAAACACUCUCUUCCGGCUCGACUCCAGUACGAGCUCUUUUCACUGCACUCCCACAACGCCGUGGAUCAAGGACAAGCAUUUUGCUACAUGCAUAGCAUCUACUUCAUGAGCUAUAUGUUCCUCCAUCGAGCAUACCUACCUGUACUGGGGCCUCAGAGCGGCAACGAUGAAGUGCCUAAAUCCUACGAGGAGCACGCGGCAAUGUGGAAAAAUUGGCAGCGGACUUCGAGGAAAGAGCUAUUUAGAGAGUCCACCAUGGUGUUAGAGAUGCUUGAUGAGAUGCGGAGAUUCGGUGUCUACUUUCUUCGAGGUUUGGUGCCGUGGAUUGGCUUCACCAUCUACACCGCGGUGGGUGUCAUGCUGUAUAGUUUCAACUUUCCGAGCAACGAGGACGAUCCUCGACUCGCGGAGAAGGCUCGAGAGCGUGUGAUCCAGGGGAGUACCUUCCUCAAAGAAAUGAAAACACAAUGGCCCAUGGCUGAAACUUGGUUCGAAACGAUCAAACGAAUGCAGGCUUAUUAUCGAUCCGCUACGGGUCAGGAUGCACCGGUCUCACCUGAUGAGCGCCAGGUACUCAAGCGGGCCAUGGUCGAUUAUGGUGCAUUGCAGCCGUCGCCUGUCCAUAGGCCUGCCGAUUCUAAACCAGCCGAUUCAACUGUGAAUGGAGGUACUCCACGUGAGCAACCCCCUGCCCUAUCAACGCCUUUUUCACCACAGGUAUCACACCCCGUUCCGGCAACGAACGGCUAUGGUUCUCAACACAAUGGCCAAUCCACGUAUUGGAAUGGGCAGCACUCAGUUCCACCCCUUGAGGCUGAUGAUAACUUCAACUUCGACUUCGAUUUCUCCAACGCCGAUAUGGAGGCCAUGAUGAUGAAUGCUACACAGGACUUCUGGGCUUCAUUCCCCGGCGAAGUGGGAGUUGAUCCAUAUUCGUCAUAAUAAUUUUUCGAAGUCGCCUUGGGUUGCUGGCGUCCUAUCCUCACUUCGUGUAUUGAAGAUUAUAUUAAGGCUGCUAACUGUAUUUUCUCUUUUUUUUCUUAUGAACAUCCGCUUCGGCGUUCUUUAUCUUUUUGAUUUUAUCAAGCCAGCCGAUCUAAUACCAAAUAUGACCGAAUAUGACAUCCAAUAUCAUGAUUACGAUCAGCCAAUGAAAUCCCCUGCAUAAGUUCGGCAAAUUGGGUUUCGGCAUGCGGCAUCUGUGGGACUUGUGCAACAUUCGGCAAGUUGGGGUGGCGUCGUGCAAGAAUAAUGAACACCUCGUGUCAAUCAUACUCGUAUAUUAUAUCAUUUUCAGC
Messenger RNA from Aaosphaeria arxii CBS 175.79, 2500 nucleotides. RefSeq lists its product as uncharacterized. Gene Ontology annotation, molecular function: zinc ion binding; DNA binding; DNA-binding transcription factor activity, RNA polymerase II-specific. Gene Ontology annotation, cellular component: nucleus. Bases 6 to 2144 code for a protein of 712 amino acids. NCBI's taxonomy places the organism in Eukaryota, Fungi, Ascomycota, Dothideomycetes, Pleosporales. Gene Ontology annotation, biological process: DNA-templated transcription; regulation of DNA-templated transcription. The record is from RefSeq and is a predicted model, not a curated record. The transcript has 4 exons.